Molecule: messenger RNA, 1767 nt
Organism: Aureobasidium musti
Lineage: Eukaryota; Fungi; Ascomycota; Dothideomycetes; Dothideales; Saccotheciaceae
Source: the annotation of a GenBank genome assembly
AUGGAACGACCGAGCUACUCUAAGAACGAUACCCAAGAUCACUACAAGAAUGCUGUUCCCGAAGUAGGAGAACGAUCCUNNGAACAUCCAGACCUUGACUCUGCUGUCAGAGAUGCCGUGAAUCACCGCCGGCUUAACCCAAGGCAACUGCAAUUUACCGCUAUUGCUGGAUCCAUUGGAGCGUGGGUUUCGAUGAUCAGCGUUCAAUAUGGCAUCCUGCUAACGCAACCCAACCAGUNNGCACUCUUCGUCGCUAUAGGUUCUGGUGUGACUUCUGGUCCCUUGUGCCUCCUGUGUGGCUUCGUGUUCUGGGCAACUGUUGUGUUUUCUGUCGCUCAAUGCCAGACAGAGAUUGUCACGCUGUUCCCACUUGACGGCUCCUACAUUCGUUUGGCUGGUCGUAUGGUUGACCCGGCUCUAGGGGUGACCGCAGGUUGGAACCUUUUCUUCGCUCAAACAUCGUAUGUGAUUUUCGAAGCCACCAUCAUCAAUACCCUCGUAUCAUAUUGGGGAUAUGAUCUGUCACCAGCCAUCUUGAUAUCUGUCUCUUUGCUCUUCUACCUGGCUCUCAACAUAUAUCGAGCCGAUGUUUUUGGGGAGGCAGAGUUCUGGCUAGCUCUUGGANAGAUCUUAUUGGCCACUGGCCUCAUCAUCUAUACUUUCAUCGUCAUGCUUGGCGGCAACCCACUACAUGAGUUGGUGUAUCCUUACCUUCCUGAUUACCUCGCUAACGUUCAUCAACAGUNNCGUUUCGGCUUUCGCUUCUGGAAAGAGCCAGGCCCUUGGGCUGGAAACAGCCCGUCUACCCGACUAGAGUCUUUCAUCAAUGCGGUAAACGUCGCUGGGUUCUGUAUGGGCGGACCUGAAUAUCUCUCCAUGAUCGCUGGCGAAGCUGUAGAUCCACGACGCACCGUACCUCGCGCAUUCAGUACAAUCGUUACCCGUCUUAUCAUCUUCUUCAUUGGUGGAGCCAUUUGCGUCGGCAUACUGGUUCCAUCCAAUGAUAGUACCCUGACCACUGGCUCGGACACGUAUGCCGGGGCUUCGCCAUACGUGAUCAGUAUGCAAAGACUUCGAAUCCCUGUGUUGCCUUCGAUUAUUAAUGCAGCAUUGAUUACAUGUAUCAUUUCUGCCGGCAACGCAUACACGUUCAAUGCCUCAAGGAGUCUCCACGCACUAUCACUUGACGGUCAAGCACCAGCUUUCCUGCGUAAGCUGAACAAGCACGGAGUGCCAUAUAUGGCUGUUAUAGUCGUCAUGUUGCUGUCAUGCCUUGCGUACCUAGCGCUAGGAUCUGGAAGUAGCAAGGUCUUAUCCUGGAUUCUGAAUUUUUGUACGGCAGCAACGAUGCUGAACUGGGUCAUAAUGUCUGCAACAUGGAUCCGAUUCAAUGCCGCAGUUAAAGCUCAAAAUAUUGAUCGGCAAACAUACCUGCCCAAUCUUUCGCGCUGGCAGCCGUAUGCAGCUUACUGGGCCUUCUUCUGGGCAUCGAUCUUCCUCUGGGUCCAAGGGUAUGCUGUCUUCUUGAGGGGAAAUUGGGAUGUUGCAACCUUCAUCUUCAACUAUGGCAUCAUUGCCCUGGCUGGUGGGAUUGGCAUAGUAUGGAAGAUUGUCAAAAGGACACGGUUCCAUCGUAGUAAGGAGACUGAUCUUGUAUCUGGCUGCGACUUCUUUGAUGCUCUGACGGAGCACUACCGUAGCCAGCGAGAGGCUGAUGGUGUUGCUGCAGACACACUCAAAGGUCGAAUCAUGGCCAAGAUAUUUUAG